This is a messenger RNA of Centropristis striata (black sea bass), 1429 nucleotides long. RefSeq lists its product as uncharacterized. The transcript is spliced from 2 exons. The coding region runs from base 13 to 867 and encodes 284 amino acids. The record is from RefSeq and is a predicted model, not a curated record. NCBI's taxonomy places the organism in Eukaryota, Metazoa, Chordata, Actinopteri, Perciformes, Serranidae. Gene Ontology annotation, biological process: regulation of DNA-templated transcription. Gene Ontology annotation, molecular function: DNA binding.
UCUGAGCAAUGGAUGUCUCGGAGGCACGACCCGUCUCCUGCGCAGGGACCGAGCAUGCUGCAGGUGCUGUUGGAACAACCCGCACCACCAAAACCAGGGCCAGGGAAUCAUCAGGAGAGACCAUCCAAGUCUACUGCCAAAACUCCCCGGCACAUGCAGCUGCCAGUGGCCCAGAAGUCUCUACAGCGCCAGUGGGAGGAGCAGAUGAUGAUUGGAGAAGGAAGGCCGGCGACUGAGGAUAUUGACGAAUCCACCUCAUCGGACGAGGAGGAGAAGGAGGCCAACUACGCCCUACUGCUGCAAGAGGAAGGAGCAGAGGCAUUGGCAAAAAUGACCAUGGCGGCAUUCUCCAGGUACCUGAAGGGCCGUACCCCUGAAGAGGUUGCCAACCUCCGUAAGGAAAGGGCCAGAAUCAAGGCCCGGAUCAACUGGGCCGCAAAGCGUGACCGCCUCGAAGCGGCUGCAGCACAGAAGAGAGUGUGGGCUAGCACCAGGAAGACGCUGGAGAGAGCAUGGGCUGUUGAAAGAGAGGCAAUGAAACAGGAGUGGGCCAGCGAGCGGGAGAGAUUGCUGGCCAGAUGGAGGCACGAGAUGGAAAUCCGGGUUGACAAACAAAACCUGGUGAGGCGCCUCCUACGUGAGCUGGAAAUCUACAGACGCCACACUCGGGAACUCUCCCCUAAUGCGCCAUGUCGUGUGGCACUAACUCGGGCAUUGGCUGAUAUGAUCGCCGACGAAGACAACCUGCCCACUCACCGCAGCCCAGCACCCUCUCCUCGAAGCCCAUCACCCUCAUAUUCACCCACCACUCCUAUCCGCUUACCAAGCCCUGAUGAGGGACCCGGGGUCCCUAUCCUCUACAUCUGAGACCUUCCUGGACUUGAGGAACGCUGAGAACCCCAUCACCAGGCAUCACAUGUAACCUCUCCCUGGUGGUGGCGCUCCACUGUGCGUCUGGCACAUGGAGCAAAAGAUCUUCAUCUCAGCAGAUUUAAUUUCUUUUUACCAUGGUAUAAUCAUGUUUACUUUAUAUGACUCAAAAUGUGUGAUGUAUUGUAGCUCCCUUUUGGAGAUUUCAUAGUAAAGGUUUUAAUUGUCACAUUAUAUUUGAUGAAGUUAGUCAAACACUGGUAAAGGUUUUGAUUGUCACAUUACAUUUAUCUACUGUAUCACCGCACUAAGAUUUGUGUGAAAAUAUAUACUGGACCAGUGUGCUGGAAUUAUAUAUCCUGUGUGACCUCAUACAUAUACUACUGUAACGCUAAAACGCUUAGGAAACGAGUUUAAGGCUUGCACCUAGUCCUUGUGAGAGCUGGCAAAACUCCCACUUAAGCCGUAAAAAUGGAUCCUUGUCAAUAGUGAUAAAGUGAACCCAGUAGGGUGGCUACGGCCAUCUUUAGACGGCGACAUUGCUGAGAUGUGACUAAUU